Molecule: messenger RNA, 5867 nt
Organism: Schistosoma margrebowiei
Lineage: Eukaryota; Metazoa; Platyhelminthes; Trematoda; Strigeidida; Schistosomatidae
Source: the annotation of a GenBank genome assembly
AUCUUUAGAUUUUCGCACGGUAACACCUGAAAAUGUUUCUCCCGUCAGUGCAAAUUACUUAGUUGUUGUUAUUUCAGUGAAUGUUUUUAUAUGUACUACAUAGUACACAUAAAUACCUUGAUAUUUAGGUUAAUUUAUAAUAUUUCUUCAAGGUGAAGUUAUGCACGUGGUGAACAUACGUUUGUUCGUACGUAAUAUAUGUUGGGUACGUAUAUAUGGCACAUGGUUUUGAUAAAUAUCUCUUCCCAUAUUACUACAGUACAGUCGUAAGUUUCUGACAAUGGAUAUGAAACUUACGUUUCACACCAUUUCAACGUUAUCAUGUUCAGGUUUUAAGUUCAAAGCUUUAAAAAUGGGAAAGUUGAGUGAAUUCGCUGAUUAGGAUUUAUGUAUAUAAAUUAUCUUUGAUACGCACCAUACUUCCACUUCUCAGCAAAUUGUGAAAUUUAACUCUGCGCACUUUGAUUAAUAUUUUAAUUUCCAACUAAAAGAAUGUCGAAUUAACGUUCAGAAAACUGUAGCGAAUAACUUAUUACCCUAAGAGCUCAUAAUUGCUUGUUAGAUAAAAUUAUAAGGUGUCUUUUCAAUGUGUCAAACCUAUGCAAUCCCAAGUGUUCUAACUAUUCAUCAUUUUAACAUCCAAAAGUCAUAAGAUUUAUGGUUGUUGUCCUAAUACGCAAAUAAAUUAUUUAAAAAUUGUUUUCUAGCGGCCCUUAGAGUUUUCUUGAUGAAAAAUCAAUGGAUUAAUUCUCUAUUAUCAAAUUUUUUGGUACUAGUGCUAUAUUUUUAUUUUUCUCUUGAUAACAGGAAAAUAGCACACGUAAAAAUUCGGAUUUAAAUACCCUUGAAUGCAUAAUCAACUAAGUUGACAGUGGUACAUAUUAGUAAUAAACAUUCAAAGUAUGGUAGUAUUGAGCAGAUACAACUGGACUGAAAUAGUAGUAGUAUUAGAUUAAUUCCAUAAUUAAACCUUUUAAUUGCCAUGAAUUCAUAUUGAAACUAGCAUUGGGAUAUUCAGGAGUUUGGUAGCAAUAAGUUGAAUCUAAGAUUGAAUUAGAUCGGUGCAAUACAUAUUGUACUGAGGUAACUGCGAAAUGUCCAGUGUCAUUUAGUUGCUUCUCAGGCAGAUCAAAGCAAUAGUCAAAAAUUAUCAACAGAUGGGUAUAUAAAUCGACAACCAACCAAAUAAAUAUUAGAGGGAUUCACACACAGGGCGUUGAGUCAGUUGCACAACUGAGCACAAGCCAACUAACAGAAUGGGAUUUAUAAAUUUGACAGUCACAUAUUGGGAUCCAAACUGAGUUUACAGUCAUUUGAAUUCAAUGUGUUCGUAUGAAAUUCCAUAAAUAGUCAUCAGUGACCCACAAAGCAUUCGUCAAUUUGUACCUCGUGAUGGGCAGGUGAAAAAUCCAUCUACUUCCCAGACGGCAAGCAUACUGUGCUGGAGUUUCCUGUGUAUUUUUCAUGUAUAUCAAACCUGGCUUUUGAGGGCAUACAUGGAAACAUCUCUGUGAAUAUUAAGACAUUCUGUUUGGUGGUGGUGCGCUAAUCGUACCCGUGAUUUGAGAUAUUGGUUAACGUACCGAAAAACCAUUCCUAUUCAGUCACAUGUACGUUUUUGAUCCUUAUUUACAAAUUGGUUCCAGUUUUACUUCAAUUCCUCCCCUAAUUUCUUCCUUUUGAAUUAUAUUUCCUGUGUUUAUUUGAUCGAUUUCAUUGAUAUCAAUAUUUUGCUCUCUGUUUUUAACCCUACUAACAUUCUAUCGUGGAUAUGAUUUCACAACCAAGAUCGGAGAACAUCACUGUCAAAUCUUAAAUUGUAUAUGACUAGCUGACUGUAACUGAACCUAUAUCUUAGUCCACUAACCCGAUUUCGUUAUGAUAUGCACACCGUUUCUUGCAGUUAUUGAGUGAGGCCAGCUUUCAGGCUCCAGAAUUUCAUAUGAUAUAGAGUAGUAUUAACGUUCUAAAACCAGAUUAACUACGAAAAUCGUCUUGGUAAACCAGUGUUAACCUUAUCUGAAUCUGAGAUAAAGAUUAAUUAUUAUUUGUAACGAGCUGUCUACUUAGUAAAUAAACUUUCUAAAGUAUUAUAUAUCUCUUUACAUCUUCAUUUUAAUCUACUUGUAAAUUUUUUCUCAGAAAUUGAUUCAAAAACACCAAACGGUUGUCUACGUUUUUUAUUGCACUAAACGUACAGUCUUUCAAUGAAAAUAUUUCUUUUUCUAUUUGUCCAGUUAACUUGGUAGACCUUUAUUAAGAGAUAUGUGCUUACACCGAUUUCCAGAGUGAUGCUCAAGUUAUCUACAAAUGAGAUUACAACCAGCUGUUUUGCUUCUUGUCUUUUGGUAUGCCUUGCGUGCUUUAGAAAAUUCUAUGAAAAUGAUUUCUGUCGAUUCAAAAUCAUAUAACCUUUAUAAGUGGGAAUACAUCGGUUUUCAAGAAUCUAUUAUAUCACACCUUUCAUUUGUGGAGAAAACUACCAACUUUCUUCGGCAAUUAGCUGAACACUACACUAUUCCUCGAAAAUGCAUACUAGAAAAUGAGUUUAUGCGUUACUGGAAUGUAUCUAGCGUGCCAUGGACAUACGAUAAGUAUCUUACUACGUCAAUUAACAGUAUCCUACUUCGCUGGCAUGAAGUUUCUGAUGAAUGCUAUUUGGCUGUGAAGGCAAUUAUACCUUUAUGUACAAUCCAGUUCAACCGUGAAUUUUUAUGUAGUGACGAAAGCAUAAAAAAUUUUUCCCACAAUUUAAUAGGAAAAGCAAAACUAUUUCUUUUGACAGGAAAUGUGUCUGUCGACACUAUGCUCAUUGAGAUUAUUAUACUGUCAAACUGUGGAUAUCAUGAUAUAGCGAUACAAAAGUCACACAGCAUUAUAAAGUAUUUUCCUUCCUUACCGGCUUAUAGAUUGUUGUAUGCAGAGGUUUUGUCAAGAAAUCCAAGUCCAAAUUCGUUAUCACAGGCUCUGAAAGAAAUAACCUUUGCUGUACAAAUUGAGGGUUCAUCCACCCUAUAUAGAGAGAAAAAGUUGUCACUUUUGCUGCGUUUAGGAUAUUUAAGAGAAGCACGAGAGGAAGCUGGAAAAAUAGAAGAAAUUUUAAACGGAAGCAGUUUAAGAUCUUGUUAUCUUCAACGACACAAUUGUUCUAACGGUUUUAAAUAUUCCUCACAAUCUUUAGUUGCUUGGAGACCGUGGUUCCUUUUAGGUCUAUUUCAUCUUACCAGUGGAAACCUAUCUGUAGCCGCUGAAGAUUUUACCAUUGCAUUUAAUUUAGCUUCAAUAACCUUGUCAACUGAAAAGCAAUUAUCAGAAUCAAUUAUGGGAUUGCUUAUGUAUAUGAAAGCACUAUCACAACACUACACUUCUAAAUUACAAGAUGCUAUGGAAUAUUCGGUCAAUGGUACGCGAAAUUACCCGUUUAUCAUGGACACUACGUUACUAUUAGCUCAAGGUGCUGCACGUACUUCUUUGUAUUAUAAUGCACUGAAUAUACUCAGCAUAUCAUUACGGCUUGUGAAUGUUGUUGAUGAUGGUAAUAAUAAACCAUUUAGUGUUGAAUAUAUCGAAACAUUUGCUGAUUCAAAAUUAGUUAAACACCAAGUUCUACAAUUACGUGCAUUGGUCAAUUAUAGAUUGGGUGAUAUAAUUCAGGCAAAUACUGACGCUAAGUUUUGUUUGGAAUUAUCACCAUUAGAUGGCCUUUGUGCUUAUAUAAAAACAUUGUGUGCCUUAUGUACUGGAUCACUGAUGAGUGCAAUGAAAUCUUCUAUUCCUGUUCUUUCCUACAAUUUCAAACAGGAUUUACAAAACUCCUCUGAGAUUUUCCAUCUGAAGUAUCUAAGAGAAUGGAUCCGAUAUACGCACAAUCAUUUAUAUCAACCGUUAAAUGAAUUUCAUUGGUUAAUUGAUCUUCCAGAAGUGUUUGUUCAUGGAUGGGUUAAAGGUGUGCCAACAGAGACAGUUGAAUCUCAAAUUACCCAGCCGGGUAUCAUAUCGACUACUUCUAACCUUGUCAUGUCACCAGAUCUUAUGAAAAUGAUAUUAAAUGAUAAUUCAAGUCAAUUUUCAAAUCAAUCAACUAAUGGUAUAGAAUGCAAUCAGAAAUCAUUUAUAUUAACUAGUCAACCUGUUUAUUGUCAAAAGAUUUAUUUAAUUCAAUUAAAAAAUUAUCUGUGUAAUUUAUCAAAUCAAAUUGGUGUAUUAAUUUCAUAUGGGGAUUUAAGAAGUAAUCAGGCUGUUAACUCAAUUGUUACCAAUCCUCGUCAUCAAUUAGCACUAGCUAUCGGAACUAUAUAUAGUGCGGAAUUAAUUCGUAAUUCAUGGUGUCGUCAACGUCGUGUAUCUUUUAAUACAUGUUGGGCAUAUCCACAAGAUAUUCAAUAUUACCAACAAAAAUCAUUUACAAAAUUUCCAUUUUUUAGUAAAAAUUAUAUGAACCAACUGGUGAAUAAUUGUAAUUCACUAUUCUCAUCAUUCAAUAAUUACAAUAAAAAUACAACUUUCCAACCAAUAAAUUAUUUAUUAUUUAAACGUUUAUGUAAAUUAAUAAAACAACAAAAUAUUGAAAAAACUUAUUCUCCCGAUUGGUUUGUACAUGCAAGUAUUACAGCUAGACUUUUACAAUUAACUGAUCCUUAUGAAAAGUUAGUAUUUUGGAAAAUAUAUGAAUCUGAUAAAUAUAAUAUUUAUGCAAAUAAUCAUAGACAACAUUCAUUAAAUUCUUAUAAUGAUGAAGAUGAUGAAGAUUCAAAUGGACCAAUGCCUUCACAUUCUUAUCAUUCUUCUUCAUAUUAUGUAAAUAAAGAAAAAAAUCAUUUUGGACAACAAAACAAUCAUUGGGAAAACGGUGUAGUAUGGGAUGAAAAAUUUUUCAUAAAAAAUGGACAAAUUUAUAAUGAAUAUAUCAAGUACUUACAACAGUCUUUCAACAUGAUCUUACUAUUGAUCAAAGAACAACUUCAACAUCAUUCCGAACACUUGAAUGUGGAUGAGAAUAAUUUUGAGGUUAAUUACCUGCUUAUGGCAUACGAAUUUGAUCGAUGUUAUUCUGAUUAUAACAAUCAUUUACUCAAUCAAACUGUGCAACAUUGUUUGAAACCUACAUUCGAUAAAUUAUGGCACUACGCACAGUUAGCACAUUUAACUGAUGAUAAACUCCAAGUUUUUAUGAACAUUUAUGUUCCAGGAACUAUGAAUCCGAAGGAUGAUGGGAUACUAUUAAUGCCAUUAUCACCCCAGUCUAGGCCUAUUAAACGCCAUUUAGGUGUUGUCUUGAAGUUUGUAAAGCACAUUACAGAUGAAAAUUAUUCGUUAUCGCUUCUGUAUAUUUCUAGUCCACAACAUCAUACUGAAUUAAUCAGUGAACUGGAUUCAGCUUUUAAAAACUAUCUAUUGCAUGGUGAAAAAGCUUUAACUGAUAUUUUAGCUAACUCUAGUGUCAAAGGAAAGGUAUUUGAUUCAUCGUCAUUUAGUCAUAAAGAACGUUUACAAAAUGCAAUACAAAGCACAUUUGACUGGCUGUAUUAUUGGAGUAUAUUAAAACCUAUUUCAUCUGAAUACAGUUUUGUAAUUGGUUAUAGUAUGACAUUGGGUAUGCUGCGCGCCCUCGGUCUAGAACCAGUUGCUGCUUUACCAAAACAUGGAGUCAAUUUGGAACUAGAGUCAAUAUUUAUUGGUUCACCUACAGAAUUUGGUAAUCUAUGUCGGGAAGUGCUAGGCCUAGUAGAGUUACCAAAAUCAAGUAUUUCGUUAUCUUGGAAAGUUUCUCCGGAAGAAAUUAUCCAGAGUCCAAAACAUGUUUUAGAAUUUAUGAAUUUACAGUUAGUAUCUGAUUGUGUUAAAUAAAAAAAUUUGAUGCAAAAUAU